Molecule: messenger RNA, 873 nt
Organism: Tetrahymena thermophila SB210
Lineage: Eukaryota; Ciliophora; Oligohymenophorea; Hymenostomatida; Tetrahymenidae
Product: kinase domain protein, putative
Exons: 10
Source: RefSeq, a predicted model, not a curated record
AUGGGUGUUGAGAUUGAACAAAGUGCAUUGCCUAAACCUACUAAUUUUUAUCUUAAUUACAAUAAAUAAAUGCUAAAUGACUAAGAUUUAGAAAAUAUUUUGCAGAAAAGAUUUGAAUUUGAUUUUGCUCAAUCUGUUUAGAUACUUUUAUAAAAAAAUAAUAUUAGUGAAGAAGGAUCUAUUAUCAUAAGCAAAUUCUUGUCUUCUUUUAAAAAAGUCAACUCCAUAACCUUGAAUUUAGAAGACAAUUUUUCACUUGGAUGCUCUAUUAAUUGUAUAUUUGAUCAAAUUACUUAUUUAAGCAAUACUUUGACUUGCCUAAGAUUAAAUUUUAACUAUAUUAAUUUUACUGAUAAUGGACUUGAAAAUUUAUCUUUAGCACUAUGCUAAUAUGGAAACUUAAGAUAUCUUUCUUUGGGAUUAAUGGCUAAUAAAAUAUCUGACUGCUCUCUCGAAUAAUUUUCCAGAUGUCUUACUCAUCUAAAAUCUAUUACUUAACUUAAUUUGAAUUUAAGCAAAAAUUAGAUAGAAGAAAGAGGUAUAAAUAGAUUGUUAUGCAGUAUUGCCAAAAUAUAAAAUUUAAAAUAACUCUCACUUGACUUAAGAUAAAAUAAUCUUAAAUGCCAAGGAGUUAAAUCAAUAGCAUAAAUUCUACCUUAACUAGAAAAUUUAUUAAGCUUAAACCUCUAAAUAAAUCGUAACAGAGCUAGUGAGAGUACAUUUUUAACUCUUUGUAAAUCGUUCAAGAAAAUGAAAUAUCUUAAGCACCUAAAAAUAAAUUUAUUAUUAUGCCAACUAAAUACAGACAUUCAGAAAAAAUUGAAGCAGCAACUUAUGAAACCCAAAAGAUUAACAGAUUUAACUAUUUUCUGA